UCUUGGGCCACCAGGAAGUCAGUCUGGGACGUGGGCUUUGCUGGGGACACAACAGAAGGAGGGAGGGGCAUUUAGGGGUCACUGAGGGAAUUGGGUUGCAGGAUCCCAGUCAGGGGGAAGCACCAUGGACUAUCUGACUGUGCCUGUUGUGUCCGGCAGCCAGAUGGAGAAGCCUCCGUACAAGGAGGAGACGCUCCCUGUCUCCCAGGCCUCCUUGCAAGCCACCUCGGCCUCCUCCCACCCCCCAAAGAUAUUGAAAGGGAAGCAGGACCCCGGGCAGAGGCGGAAGUGGAGGGGCACCAUGGUCCUGCUGCGCCUGGCGUGGGAGAGGACCUUGCCCCUGCUGCUCACCCUGCGGGCCAUCAUCCAGAAGCUCACUCAGCUGCUGGCCUUCGAACUCUUCAUCCUCACCGUGAUUGGCAUCCACACAGCAGUGCUGGUGGUGCAGACCUUCGCCGUGGUGCAGGUCCGUGGAGAGUGGUUCUUCUCCGCCAUGGACGCUGUCUUCCUGUGCGUGUACGUGCUGGAGGCACUGCUGAAACUCAUCGCCCUGGACCUCAACUACUUCCGCAAUCCCUGGAAUGACAUUGAUUUUUUCGUCAUGAUCAUGAUGGUGCUGGACUUUGUGCUGCCGCUCCUCAUCUCCCCGGGCCACACCACCCACGACAAUGCUGGCAGCCUCUUCCGCGUGCUCCGCGUCUUCAAGGGUGUCCGGGCCGUGCGGGUCCUGAGGCUGCUGCUCACACUGCGGGUGCUGGAGAACCUGCAGGAGCUGACAAGCACCUUCGCACUGUCUGGCCCGUCCAUCGGGGCCAUCCUGUUGUUGAUGUUCACCUGCCUCUUCAUGUUCUCGGUGGUGCUGCAUGACCUGUUCCAGAACUCUGACCCCUAUCGCUUCGGGGAGCUCUUCGACACCAUCUUCACCCUCUUCCAGCUCUUCACGCUAGACGACUGGUCCUUCAUCUACCUGGACAGCAUCCAAGGGGGUGCCUCAUACAUUAUCUUCUUCCUUAUGGCCUACAUCCUCAUUGAGUACUUCACCUUCCUCAACCUGGUUAUUGCUGUCCUGGUGGACAAUUUCCAGUUGGCCCUGAUCAAGCGCCAAGAGCUGCAGAAGCAGAAGAGUAUGCUGCAGCCCAAGGAGAGCAGCAUAGAAGAUAUUGUAUCAGGCAAGCCAGCCCAGGAGGGACACAUGAAGCCAGAGGAUGAUGAAGCCUUCCUGGCUCAGCUCAUCAAGCACAUGGACGGCAGCGAGAGGGAGAAGCAGCUGCUCUUCACCUACCUGCAGCUGAUGGCGUCAGUUGAGCACCUCCAGCAGCAGUUCCGCUCCCAGGCUGCCACCACCGACAAGAUUGUCGACAGCUUCUUCGAGACAGCCGAGCAGGACUUUCCCCACCACUGAAAAGGCCGGGCUGUCCACAUUGUGGGGGAAGGACGUGCCCGGAGGCCUGGGCACUGCAGCCAUACGGCUGGGACAGGCCCCAGACCCAGCCCUCGCCAAGACACUGCCACGGCUCUGUAUUAAAAGGCUCCUGGGAUGCAGGGGAAAUGGUG
This is a messenger RNA of Mauremys reevesii (Reeves's turtle), 1554 nucleotides long. It is a transcript of the gene CATSPER1, whose product is annotated as cation channel sperm associated 1. Bases 125 to 1402 code for a protein of 425 amino acids. The record is from RefSeq and is a predicted model, not a curated record. Gene Ontology annotation, biological process: flagellated sperm motility; calcium ion transport; transmembrane transport. Gene Ontology annotation, molecular function: voltage-gated calcium channel activity; calcium-activated cation channel activity. The transcript has 12 exons. Gene Ontology annotation, cellular component: membrane; CatSper complex. NCBI's taxonomy places the organism in Eukaryota, Metazoa, Chordata, Testudines, Geoemydidae.